This is a messenger RNA of Neodiprion fabricii, 8086 nucleotides long. It is a transcript of the gene Klp10A, whose product is annotated as kinesin-like protein KIF2A. The record is from RefSeq and is a predicted model, not a curated record. The coding region runs from base 672 to 4379 and encodes 1235 amino acids. Gene Ontology annotation, molecular function: ATP binding; microtubule motor activity; microtubule binding. The transcript is spliced from 13 exons. NCBI's taxonomy places the organism in Eukaryota, Metazoa, Arthropoda, Insecta, Hymenoptera, Diprionidae. Gene Ontology annotation, biological process: microtubule-based movement.
CGAGAAAUUACGAACCCGACUGUAUUGUCCGAAAUUUUUUCACCACGAAAUCGAGAAGGAUAUAUCUUUCAGUAUCGUAAAACUCUUCGGCCAUGCACGAAAGAUGAUUGCGUAAUGCGGAUAAACACUGUGCACACACGGACGACACAGGCUUGAAAAUACAGGGACGGGUCUUGCGCGCCAAGCGUAAAGGAAGCUCUGAAUAAUAAAUACGUUUAUGAAUCAGUUGGUAUAGAGGAUGCUGUCAGUUGAUUGCUCGCUCCUGAGCUGAUACGAAGCAAUUGACGGAGCGCAAAGUGGUUCAUCGGUUAUUUUUUUACUCCUAAUUUUUAUCCCUUUUCUACGUCAAUCGGUGACAAGUUGUGACGUUUUUUGCGUAUCGGUACAAGGAAUGCGAGUUGUGCCGUCAAAGGCCUGACGUUGGCAGCGUGCGAAUAUCCAGAAUUGUGUUCACCGGUUGUAACGAACUUCAGUCGUCUUUCAGGCGAUACAUGUGAAAAUGUCACGGAAAGAACUUGACCAGCGAUGUCAGCUACCGUAAGAUUAAUCGCACACAGUAGCUGACGCAGCGAACACAGACAAUAAUGCCGAUCAUCAUGAAGACUGUGAAGUGAAAAUCCUGUUGCCAAGAAAAAAAUUAUCAGCUUUAAGGACAUCCCGGCACCCCCGGCAUGGGUUGGUUGACACAAUGCGUUUGUGGUGCUCGGAGCGCCGGCUCGGAACCGGAUGUGAGGCAGAAAAGCGCGCGAAAACGUGGGAAAAAGAGAAAAAACAAGAAAGGGGAACAGAAAAAUUCCGCUGGGUCGCCAAAUGUCAAUCGAAACGCCAUCGCGAUCGAACCGGUGGUCCAGAGUACAGAGCUAAAUUCUUCAAACCGGGAUGAAGCUGUCCUGAAGGAUGCGGGCCAUGUGUCGAAUAAUCGACACGUGGAUGUCGAGGCCGGUAUCAAAAAUUCUGAAAAGUUGUCAACGCCGGAUAAAAAGUGUGAAAUAGUUCAUGAAAACAGUGAAUUUGCCGCGGAAUCUUCGUGCAGUAAUUUCUCAUCGUCGAUCGUCGACCAUGAAAAAUAUAUCACCGACGAUCCUUCUUUCGAACAGAUUUCAUUGAACUUCGAUCAUGAUCCUGGAGCGGUAAGACCGAAACGCUGGAGUAUUCACGGCACAGACACGAACAACGGAAACGUAGGAAACCUUGGCUUGAGGUAUUUUAAAAAGACGCCCCAAUCCACCGAGAAAAAUACCGUGUCUGCAGUUAAAAAAUCAUCCACCAAUGCCUCCAAUGAGAACAAAUUUAGCACGACAAGUACGAAGGGGGAUCAUCGCUUCGGUUUUCGCACCGUCAAAGAUAUCGACCUGCAGGACUCGCGCCAGGCGACGGAGGGCGUUUCUACUGCAUUAGGAAGUGUUGACAGAAAAUUAGGACUUUCUUACGUUGUACUGAAACAGACGGAGGAAUCGUCGAGGAACGGUGAUAGUACGGGAAUGGUACCAUUCUCGGGUGACUCUGACGUGGGAAAUUUUGAACGAGCCUACGUCGUUCUGCCUGAAAUUGAACGCGACAAGUCAGCGGAAUCUAAUGAUCCGAAUCAGAAGCAGCGACGUACUCUACAAAACCCGCAUCGCGCAACUAUGCCGAUAUCGAGGCUGCCCCGGUCGAAACCAAACGUCGUUAAGAAAUCGUCGGACUUUCCGGAAAUCCAAACGAACAAGUAUGGAUUUCGGCAACCUGCUGGAAGUCCAGUCACUACGCCGGUCACGGAGAUCAACCGAAGUAGGAACUCGUGCAGCUUCGAAAUUCCCUGGUUCGAUGAUAAAACCGUCACCAAGAAACCUCGUCAAAGUAAAAUCUUGAAACCUCAAGAGAUACCAAAGAUCGCAACGAAAAUUAAGGAAUCUAAUGAAACGGCUCUCGCUAACGAACGAUUGAAGGAACACGGAAAUGGACGCGUUCACUCUGCUAUCGUGUCUGGGGUCAACUGGGAGCAACGGAGUGUCACUGUCGAAUGGUUUGAGAGAGGAGAGACCAAAGGGAAGGAGGUGGAAAUCGAUGCGAUUUUGGCUUUAAAUCCAGAGUUGGUACCGAAAACGAUGGGCCCACCUCCGCCAGUGAAUAAUCACAUGAUGCCUUCUCGUAAUAAGGACUCUUCCGGUGAGGAGGACGACGGCGUUGACGAGUACGAAAACCAGGAUGAAGGCUCGCUCGGACGUUCCGGUGCUCAACAAACCACGAGAAAUGGUCUUAGCUCGGCAACCCUGCCUGUACGAGUUACAUCUCGGCUUUCGAAUACUACGAGAGCGUCUAUUCCAGUCAAAGGUAAGUCCGUUCCAAAUAGACAAAUCACUCGAGCGGGGCGGCCGACAAAUAUAAUUCCACCCAUUACAUCUGUGAACGGACAUGGUGAUUCCAUCUCAGGUCUUACUCGACGGGAAUUGGAGAAUAUCCCACCAACUCCGGUAACACCAGCACCAUCAAGUGCUUCCACUGUGGCAAUGAGCAAGCAGAAACAAUUGCAGAUACAACAGGCUCAACAGCAGCAAUUGCAAAUUCAACAACAACAACAACAACUACAACAACAACAACAAGCUGCCCAAAUCGAAAAUGGAAGAGGUAGACGGUCGAACGUUGUCAAGGAGGUGGAAAGGCUAAAAAAGAACAGAGAAGAGAGGAGGCAGCGACAAGCAGAGCUGAAGGAGGAAAAAGAAGCAUUAAUGAACUUGGAUCCUGGAAAUCCAAAUUGGGAAUUCCUUGCUAUGAUUAGGGAGUAUCAAAACACCAUAGACUUUAGACCACUGCGAGACACAGACGCCGUAGAAGACCAUCAAAUAACCGUUUGUGUUCGAAAACGUCCGUUAAAUCGUAAGGAGGUGAAUCGUAAAGAAGUGGACGUUAUAAGUGUUCCCAGUAAAGAUCAGAUGGUCGUUCACGAACCAAAAGCAAAGGUUGAUUUAACCAAAUAUUUGGAAAAUCAACUGUUCAGAUUUGAUUACGCUUUUGAUGAAACUUGUACCAAUGAAAUAGUCUACAAAUAUACAGCCAAGCCAUUAGUACAAACUAUCUUUGAGGGUGGAAUGGCUACUUGUUUUGCUUAUGGUCAAACCGGAAGCGGUAAGACUCACACGAUGGGUGGAGACUUCAAUGGAAAAACUCAGGACUGCAAGAAAGGAAUAUAUGCUAUGGUCGCUAAAGACGUUUUCAAGUAUUUAAAGUCCACUAAAUAUCGUCCACUGAAUUUGAUAAUCUCUGCAAGUUUUUUUGAGAUUUACUCAGGCAAAGUUUUUGACCUGCUCGCUGAAAAAGAAAAGCUCCGAGUACUGGAGGACGGGAAACAACAGGUCCAGAUAGUUGGACUGACUGAAAAGGUUGUGGAAUCUUGUGAUGAAGUACUGAAAUUAAUUCAACAUGGAAACAGUGCCAGAACUAGCGGGCAAACUAGCGCCAAUGCUAACUCUUCGAGGUCGCAUGCUGUCUUUCAAAUAAUUGCGCGGACACCAGGAACCCACAAAGUUCAUGGAAAGUUUUCUCUGAUCGAUCUUGCCGGUAAUGAAAGGGGAGCUGAUACAUCGUCAGCUAACAGACAAACCAGAAUGGAAGGUGCUGAAAUCAACAAAUCACUGCUGGCGCUCAAAGAAUGUAUCCGUGCACUGGGACGUAAGGGUACACAUUUGCCAUUCAGAGCUAGUAAGCUAACUCAGGUUCUGCGAGAUAGUUUUAUCGGAGAAAAAUCAAAAACUUGUAUGAUCGCUAUGAUCAGCCCAGGAAUGAGCUCCUGCGAACAUUCUCUUAAUACAUUACGGUACGCAGACAGAGUUAAGGAACUAGCUGCAACAGAUCCAACAGAAGUAAAGGCACCAUCGACAGAUGACGAUGAACGAGGUUUAAAGAUAGAAGACCAUUCGAACAACAGCGUUCUAUCGGACAGUGAUUUAGCACAGCUGAGAUCACUUAAUGAGGGAGAGUUAUCGCAGGACUUAUAUACUUUCCAUGAAGCAGUAUCUGCGCUACAGUUAUUAGAGGAAGAAGUUUUGGACACGCAUAAGCUUGUGGUUGACAAUACAACUCGGUUUUUAAACGAUGCGCACAGCGUUUUCAGUGCGACACACGAGGUGGACUAUGAUCAGGAAGGAACCCUUACAGAUUUGAGACGGAAAAGAACAAAGUUUGAGUCACCCUACCUGAGGCGGUUCACAAUACAUAGGCGUCUCAUAGAGAGAAAACAAUUUUCUGAUGCGUACGCCCAAAAGUGGGAAGAACUGUUGACACAGCAGCGUGAUACAUUGAACGCAGCACUGGACCAAGUCAGCCAAUUCAGAGGCCAACUUCUCCAAGAAGAGCAGAUCAGUCAAAAGAUGACGCGCACACGCAACACACGAUACAAUUAAACCUACAUGUCACACUCCCGUAUACAUAAUAAUAUAAUAUGUGGGAUGUAAACGUCACACUCCCAUAUACUAAUAAUAUAUGGGUUGCAUCACCUGAGGGUGAGUUUACACUAUAUUAAUCACAUUCUUAGUUAAAUCUAUGUAUUCCUAACGAAUUCUAUUAGUCGUUAUGUACUUUUGAAUCUAAUCAAAUAAUACUCUAAUAGUGAUGUACGAUAUAUCUAUAUUUUUUACCGAUGUUAGUGUAAAAAGUGUUACGAGUUCCUUAGUGUCACCUUUUUGCCUCAUGAUAAACAGUUAUUGACUACUACAAUAUUCUUGGCUUGUUAAUUAAGUGAUAAAAUUUUAGAGGAUGCUCUUUGAAAAAAUUGUGAUUAGCAAAAUCAUAUAGUGUAAACUCACCAGAAAUCAUUCAGCGGGUUCCAAAUGAGGUGAAACACCCUGACUCUAUCUUCAAAUAUGUGAUGCAUUUUCGAAUUAAUCUUCUGUUAUAAUAUACUUGAGAUAAUGUCAACAGUUUAAUUUUUUUGGUUUUAUUUAAUAACGCUGAAUAAUUUUAUAUAUAUUUAAAAAAUGAUACAUUUUGUCCAACAUGAAAGCCAACUAAGUUUUUUACAAUCGCUAACUUAUUGGAAGCGCAUCUUUAUGAAUAUCUCUCUACAUAAUUUUAAAAAUUGUUUAGCUUACUAAACAAAUCAGCAUCUAUAGACCUUGCUUACUCUGCUUAUUGUUUCAUUUCAGAACUGUAAAAUUGGAUCAAAAGUUCAAGUUAAAAUUAUGGACUAUAAUUAAAAUUUCCGUCAGCUACAAAUUCAGAGACUUAGUAUUGAAUAGUGGUUGAUUAACUCAGAAAUGCAUUGCUGAUAAAAGUUAACUUCAUUACUGCAAAUUUUAACAUAAAGAAAUUAUCAUGUAUUUAACUACUGUACUAAGCAAAUAAAAACCAUAAAUAUAUUUUGUUCUCUGAUAUAAGGCGCCGGUCGUUUACUGACAAAAGUUGCUUACAUGAUGAAUUAUGAAGCAUUUCUCCACCAGUAGCUUCUAGAUACAUUAAAAAAAAGUUAUUCAAAAAAGUAUAUACAGCAAAAAAAAAAGUUUACUUGUAGCUGACAUUCAGACAAGCAGUCCCUUAAUCAAACCAAAACCCAUUUACGACCCAACAUUCAAAGAAUCAUAAUUAUUAUACAUGUAUGGCACUUUCUCAUUGUUACGGUGUGCCCGGUUCUGAGUUUUUCAGCGGUUUUUAAGCUUUUGAAGUACUAAAUGUACAAUAAACGUUUCUCGAGUGCGACAAGAGUGCUUUUGACUUAUGCUUAAGCUGUGAAUUUAAUUUUUUGAUGUAUAAGAUCAUGUAAUAUUAAAUUAAGAUAUUGAUUAGACAUUAGAAAUAUCGUGAAAAGGGACCCAGUGUACCGCCAGACAGUGAAAACAGCCUUAGAAUACCGGUUUAUGGAAACAUAUUACAAGUAGAUCACCAACCCUGUUGCUCGAUUAAUGUAUUUGAAUUUCUGGUUUCUUCAUAACAUGAUAUCAUCAUAUACUCAAGGUCUCAACCAUUCGUAUUAUUUGGCUAUUAUACGACAUCUAGAACAUAAUACAACAAUUCGUUCGUUGGAAACUUGUAUAAAUUCAAGGUACAAAAGCUUUGCCAGUCUACAAUCUCGAUUGUAUCAAAUUAAUCUUUUUAUAUCCACGUAUCUUAAGUCAAAAGUUGUACAUAGUGCUCUUUUGAUUUUGCAUACACUGUAUAUAUUUUUAUUUGAACAUUGUAUUUUCACUCUUGCCUCUAGAUCAAAAAAAUUUUAUAAACUGAAUUGAUAUUAUUAAUGAGGUUAAAUUUUCAAAAUAUCAUUUUAUUACAUCAUGUAGGCUUCAUGGUCUUUGAUUAAUAUCUGUUACAGUGCGCGUAAAUUGUUGGAAAAUUUGUAAUACCUGGAUAUGAUGAAUUUUGUAAUAUUUUUUUACAUUAAGAAACGGUGGUGUAUUCUAUAGGCUGCUUAAAAGUAAGGGUCUCGUUUCUUUGACUGCAGAGUUGGAUAAUCUAUUUAGAUCUUAUUCUAUAGCCGGUUACUUAAAUUUAGUAAACGAAACUCGUAUUAAACCAAAUAACGACUGAUUUCAGAAGUAACUCUUAGCUGUAAGACACUUAUAUAUGUUUCAAUGUGGCUCAACAACGGCCUAAGUAUUGAGUUGUGUAUUAAUAAUAUUAUAAUUUGAUCCAGAUCACUUUCUUUUAUGUAACUGCGGAAUCAUCUAAUUAAUAACUCAUAGGACUUUAAGGAAAUAUGUGUUUUUCUAAGUCGCUUCAUUGAUAAUGUCAUGCAUUUCAGAAGAACUGAGUUGUGCAGUUGUUGGAAGAACACUGGUGUGACAUGAAUGAUUCCGGUAGAUAACUAAAUACUAAUUCAAACAAAUACAAUUUCGUCAAAAUAUAUCUGUAUUGUUAUUAGAAUAUUAAGUCCAAUGAAUAAUCUGUUGCUCUUACAAUUAAAAAAUCGUAAUAUUAAUACUCAAUUCUUCAGCGUGAGCUAAUUAUCACGGGGGUAUUUUUAAUUUUCAAUGUUUCGAUUAAUUAAAUGAAGAUUUUGAGUGUUGCAAUUAUAGAUCUUGGCCAGCUGUCCUCAAUUGAAUAAUAACUGUUGUAUUUUCUCUACAAUCUGCUUCGUUAUAAUAGUGCCAAAUCAACGCAUUAUAUUUAUGUUUAAAAAUUGUGCAUUCGAAGUUUUUGUGACCCCGUUAAAUUAAAAUAUUUGCACAGGUUUACUUUCAAACAGACGAUAGAAAAAUUUCGAUCCCUUGGAAGUUUUAGGAAGUAAACAUGCUGAGUGGAUCUCAGCUAUUUUAAAUUCGAAAAACGUAUUGUUAAGUAAUAUUAUUGAUUGUUAAAACUAAGAAUAUCUUGCAUAGUUAUCAGCUUGAAAAUAUUUCGAUGCCUCAAUAUUCCAUGUGGUUAUUAUAGUAGAAAAAAUGUCACAAAGUUUUUUAUGAGUAAAUUUUGCCCCUGUGAAGCUGUAUUGGAAUAUUUUAUUGCUAACUACAAUUUAAGAUUUUAAUUUUUCAUACCUUUUUAGUCAAACCAAUAGAACAAAGCAUGAUAAUUCACACGCAUUAGUCGAUUAACACUUCCCUAACUGACUUUAACAUAAAUAAACAUGAAUGUUCUUUUCACAUAGAUCGCAAUAUUGAUGAAGCUAAUGUUUACUAUUUAACAAUAAUUAUAGAAUUUAUCCAGCAUGUGAUACAUUUGUCUAAGUUGUGUUUAAUAAAUUCAUAUGAUCACAGACUUGAAGGCAAGUAGAACAAGUUAAUGUAAUAUAUAUCGAGCAAAUUAAAAUGUUGAUAUAUAUAUCCCCGUUCUAUGGUCACAGAAUAUUACAAAAUGGUAAUAAACUGUGAUGGAAGAUUGCUCGUUGAAUGAAGAUUUUAAAUAUACUUAUAAUUUUUUAUAUGCUAUGAUAAUAAUUUAUAAAGUUGGAAAAAAAUAAUUUAACACAGUCGAAGACACUAUUACUGAUAAGACCAUAAGUACUGUAAUAGUGUAUUACAUUACUCAUGAUAUCACAAAUCUCGACUAUCUGCCUCACCUUCACUAGAUCUUUUUUUCUUCAUUCUGAUUGAUAUGCACAGAAAAUUGUUCUGGGUACAUACAUGUAUUAUAAUGACACCAUGUUGUUGCUUGAUGAAUAAAAAACAGAACCAAAACCUAA